Corticium candelabrum is the source of this 1095-nucleotide messenger RNA. RefSeq names its product metaxin-1-like. The transcript has 7 exons. NCBI's taxonomy places the organism in Eukaryota, Metazoa, Porifera, Homoscleromorpha, Homosclerophorida, Plakinidae. The record is from RefSeq and is a predicted model, not a curated record. Gene Ontology annotation, biological process: mitochondrion organization. Gene Ontology annotation, cellular component: SAM complex; cytoplasm. The coding region runs from base 8 to 997 and encodes 329 amino acids.
GGAUAUAAUGGCAAACACGAUCGACUUGUUUUGUUGGCCAAAGAAAGACGACUUGCAAAGCUUUAGUCCACACUGUCUUGCUGUUAUGGCAUAUUCUCAAUUCAGCAAAGCGUCAGUCAGAGUACACAAAUGUGCACGACUACAGCAAUACACAGCAUCACUUCCUGUAGCUUACAACAAUGGUAAAAUGAUCGAAGGUAUGGAGUCGGUUUUCACGUUCAUGAGAAGUCAAGGAUGGAAUGCUGAUUAUGGCUUAAGCGAAAAGCAGCAGGCUGACACGCUUGCGUUUGAAGCAUUGGUGAAAGACAAGCUGGAACCAGCGAUUUUGCAUUUACAAUUUGUAAAUGCUGAGAACUUCUCUAACUGUGUGAGGGGUUAUUAUGCCAACGCAUGUUCUUUUCCAUGGAACUUCUACAUUCCUGGUCGGCUGCAGAAGAGAGCACAACUAACACUUAGUGCCUUACAACCCACAAGCAACAGAAAAUCAGACUUGCCCGACUCUUCGUUGCAGAAGAAGGUUAUAACUGAAGCAAGACAUUGUCUCAGUUUGCUCUCAAAGUUCUUGCAUGAUAAAGAGUUUCUGUUUGGUGACAGUCCUAGAACCAUGGAUGCCGUGUUAUACGGUUACUUGGCAUUUCUCUUGAAGUCCAACUUGCCCAAUAAUGUAUUGUGUGCACACAUCAGAGGAUGUCCAAACUUGAAUCGAUUUGUAUGCCAUGUUGAUGACCAAUUCAUGAAGUCAGUGCCCAAAGCGUCUACUACAGAUGCCAGUGUCAUAAUUCCUCGUCUCUCGCUGAGUGACGACCGCAAGGCGCAGCUGAAAGUGUUGGCAUCCAUUGGGAUUGGAGUAACAGCCAUGCUGGCAUAUGCUCUACUGAGCGGCAUAAUAUCGAUCACAUUAGAAGAUGAUCCGGAUGCCGACUAUGUGACUUUCAGUGUAGACAACAGAUGCGAUGAUACUCAACAUGAAGAGACGACAGACAACAGUCAACAAUGAGUAGAAUGAUGUGUAUAUGAUAUGAGCUAGCUGUGUGUAUAAAAAGUAACAAACAAUUCUGUCUUGUUGUCGUGUGUCCAGCAAAAAGUUAAUGGUUA